GAGCUUCCUCCAUCCUGUCAGCUUCAACAGAGGCAUGGGAGAGCGCGAGCGCGACACUGAGCCGACUGAACACGGUCCGAGAACCUUUUGUCCCUGAAAACUGCGGGAAUUUAAGUGAUAGCAAGGACUUUAUGUUUGGGUGUGAAGUGCCUGUUUCUCUGGUUUCUGCUGACAGCUUGAUCGGACUGAAGAAAGCAGGAUGCGCACGAGCUUAGAUGCACUCUGGCUGGAGACUUCAUGUUAAGAUUCCAAACCUGAAACUGCCAGGAUCCACAUUCCCCAAGAUCAUCCCACAGGCUUACAUUUGGUACCAGACCUUUGACGAUUGUGUUGCAUUCCAUCUUUUUAAGACUUUUAAGGAUGUACGUGGCGUUGCUGAUUGUGUCUCUAGUGGAAUUGUCUUCAUUUACUGUUUUAGCCCAGAUUGACAGCGCGUGCGGCGGUAAUAUCACAAUCACAAGUGCAGGGUACGUGACGUCACCAGGUUAUCCUUCUGGGUACCCGCUCUCGCAGCAGUGCGUGUGGCUCAUCAGCGCGCCUGACCAGCACCAACGCAUCCUGAUCAACUUCAAUCCACACUUCGAGCUCGAAAGCCGCGAGUGCAAGUAUGACUUUUUGGAGGUUUAUGAUGGGGACAAUGAAAAGGCGAGUCUAGUGGGGAAGUACUGUGGUAAGAUAGCUCCAUCCCCAAUCACCUCUAGUGGAAAUUCACUGAUGAUCAAAUUCACUUCUGACUACGAGACCACUGGUGCUGGCUUCAGCAUUCGCUAUGAGGUGCACAGAACAGUCACAGAAUGUUCCAGAAACUUCACUGCUCUAAGUGGGUUGAUCCAAACACCAGGUUUCCCUGAUAAAUACCCCAACAACCUGGAGUGUACAUUAAUCAUAUUUGCACCAAAGAUGUCAGAGAUUGUGUUGGAGUUUGAGAGCUUUGACAUGGAACAAAAUCCCACAGGACCAGCUGAAGCCUCAUGCCGAUUUGACUAUUUAGAGAUCUGGGAUGGAUACCCAACAGUUGGCCCUCAUGUUGGAAGGUAUUGUGGUUCAAGUAGUCCAGGCCGAGUUGUGUCAUAUACUGGCAUUUUGUCCCUCUCCAUUCAUACAGACAAUGCCAUCGCAAAGGGGGGAUUCUCUUGCAAUUACAGGAUCCAGUCCAACCAUCAGCCAAGCCAUGAGCAAGCCAAUGAGUGCCUUUCUCCUUUGGGAAUGGAAUCUGGGGAAAUAACUGAUGACAGAAUUACCUCAUCAUCUCAGUACAAUCCCAGCUGGUCUCCAAUCCGUUCACGAUUAAACAACUAUGAUAAUGGCUGGACACCAUCAGAAGAUUCUUACAGGGAAUGGAUACAGGUGGAUCUGGGCUUCCUACGGUAUGUUUCAGCUAUAGGAACACAAGGAGCAGUUUCUAAGGAAACUAAGAACGCGUACUAUGUUAAGACCUACAAAGUCAGCAUCAGCACCAAUGGGGAGGACUGGAUCAUGGUGAAAAAUGGCACCAAGCCUAAGGUGUUUCAGGGCAGUAACAACCCCACUGAUGAGGUCCGUGCCUUUUUCCCAAAACCUACACUAACACGGUACAUACGGAUACGACCUCAAACUUGGGAAAAAGGCAUCUGUUUGCGCUUUGAAUUAUAUGGCUGCAAGAUAUCAGAUUCUCCCUGCUCUAGCAUGUUAGGCAUGGUUUCAGGUCAAAUUUUGGACUCUCAGAUCUCUGUGUGGCCUGAGCUAGAGAGGGGCUGGUUACCGGAGCAGGCCAGACUGCUAACAGGGCGCUCUGGCUGGGUGGCACCUAUACCAUAUGGCACAACAAACAGCUUCUGGUUGACAGUGGACCUUGGUAUUACUCACUGGGUAAAUGCAAUCAUCUUGCAGGGUGGGAGACACAAGGACAAGUUUAUGUUUGUUAAACGCUUCAAACUGGCCUAUAGCACAGACGGCUCUGUCUGGAGCUACAUACAGGAGGAGAACAGCAACAAAGUUAAGGUAUUCAUGGGGAACCAAAAUCAUGACACUCCAGAGCUGCGUUCCUUUAAGCCACUGACAAUGCGUUUUCUACGGGUAUAUCCUGAGCGUGGGUCGCAUGAAGGCAUGGCUGUCAGACUGGAAUUGCUUGGCUGUGACACCCAAUAUACUACUCCUCUUCCUCCUGCUACUACAAUGGUAACCACAGUGCGGGUAACUGCUAACAUCGCGGUAACCAGCCCAGGUGCUGAUAACAACGCAGUAAUCAGCCCAAUUGCUGGCAUCACUACAACAAAGGACAGUGAUGAUGAAUUUGCAACUUAUCAGAGUGGAACUGGUACAAGUGAAGACUAUGAGCCUACAGGUACAGUGGCAGAGCCCAUGGAAUCUGCCUAUCUUUGGUUCAACUGCAAUUUUGGCUGGUUAGACAAUCCGUCCUUCUGUGGGUGGAGUCUAGACAGCAUUGGACAAGUGGAGUGGUUCUUACAAAACAAAGACAUGCCCUCCAAACUUCCCAAUGAGGAUUAUACAGGGAAACCAGGAAACUUUAUCUAUACUGCACUGAGCAGAGAAUCACAUAGAGAGACAGAAAAGCCAUCAGAGCAUGAGCUACAGCAGACUCAGACAGGAAGGAAGGUGGGGAUGGAAGGCGAAAGAACCACAGAGGUUUUACGACAAAACGAAACGGAGAAUAAAGUCAGCUUGGCACGGUUGGUCAGUUUGCCUGUUACGUCUCUUGAUGAAGAUCUGUGUGUAUCAUUCUGGUAUCGAUUCACUGGAGAGAACACAGGUGCCCUGCACAUUCGCCAGAAGACAGAGGGGGAAGGGGACAGAAUAAGAAAAAGUGGAGAGCUACAGGAUGACAGAACAGACACACAAAGUGGUGGAUAUAUGAUAGAACAGGAGGUACUGCUAUGGAGGAAGGAAUGGCAAAAGACUAAGGGCUGGAAAGAAGGGAGAGUUCUGAUUCCCCUUGCUGAUAAAUCAUACAAGGUGAUUAUUGAGGGCAUUGUUGACAGCACGUUGUCUGGACAUAUCUCUGUGGAUGAUGUGAGAAUUGCCCCUGAAAUCCAUGCUGCUAAGUGUAAAGAUCCAGAGUUUGAGUUUGAGGUGACUAUUGGUCCAGCUAAUCAAGAACCUGCAGACUGCAAACUUGAGCAGAGGUGUAAGGACAUUGUGUGGAGGUUUGGACAUUGGGAUGGAUCCAUGCUAAAGACACUGAACCCCAUUUUGAUUACCAUCAUCGUGAUGAGUGCUGUGGGUGUGUUGCUAGGGGCUGUGUGUGUUACAUUGUUGUACUGUGCCUGCUCUCACAAUACUGAGCAAACCACAUCUGCCCUUGAAGAUUACAAGUUUGAACUGGUUGAUGGCCUCAAGUUCAAGAAGGAGACAGUUAGCCCAGAGAAAUCCUAUACAGAGGCAUGAAAACCAAUGUUAUCUAAACUGUAAAUUAACACUUUAUCAAAGCUUGUGACUUUUUCUCAGGAUAUAUAGGGUGCUGUAAAGAAAAUAUAAUGUACAGUGUACUUGUAAUUACAAACUGGUUGGUUUGUCUGUUUUUGUCCUUGUUUUUUAAUACUUGGAUGAAUAAUCAAUAUGAAUGUAUUUUUUUGGAACACUCUACCACAGAAUAUUGGCACAAUCAUUUUUCAGAUAAGAAGAGUGCAUCGCAUGCAACCAAGAUAUCUAACCUAGUGGGUUUGGAUCCUUUAUACAAUUGGUAUUUUGAGGAUAAAUUUAGCAUUUUUCUAGUUUUAUCAUUUCUAAGUUAAAGAAACACAAGAAAUCCUGUCCUAAUCUAACUCACUGACAUUACUACAUUCCAAAGAAAUGAUAAAAUAUAUUUUUACAUGUUGUUAAUUAAAAUUUUUUCAUUGCAAAA
Molecule: messenger RNA, 3841 nt
Organism: Tachysurus fulvidraco (yellow catfish)
Lineage: Eukaryota; Metazoa; Chordata; Actinopteri; Siluriformes; Bagridae
Product: neuropilin-1a-like
Exons: 17
Coding region: 361-3384 (1007 amino acids)
Biological process (GO): angiogenesis; axon guidance; vascular endothelial growth factor signaling pathway
Cellular component (GO): membrane
Molecular function (GO): semaphorin receptor activity; vascular endothelial growth factor receptor activity
Source: RefSeq, a predicted model, not a curated record